AUGUCUGCAACCCAGCUGCCGAACGGGUACAAGUCUUUCGGCCCGAAGGCCAACUGCACCCUCGAGGUGUGCCCGCUGGAGGCCAGUCUCCUGCGCUACCAGCCCUCGAUCCCGGUCAAUGGAACCUUCAUCGGCCUCUUCGCUUUGGCCAUGAUCAUCCACACCUUUCAGGGGCUGCGGUCGAGGAACUGGGGGUUCAUGGCCAGCAUGAUAGGCGGCUGCCUGUUGGAAAUCAUUGGAUAUGUCGGCAGACUUAUCUUGCACGACAACCCGUUUUCGUUUGGAGGCUUCCUGCUACAAAUCAUCUGCAUUGCCGUCGCCCCGGUCUUCUUCUGCGCGGCUAUUUACGUCACGCUGUCCAAGGUGAUCAUCAAUGUCGACCGCUCCAUCUCCCGGUUCCACCCAAGCCUGUUCUACUACAUCUUCAUCCCAUGCGACAUCGUCUCCCUCGUCCUUCAGGCGACGGGCGGGGCGCUAUCUACCGUCGGGAACAACAAGGCACAAGUGCAGAAAGGCGUCAACGUCUCGUUGGCCGGUCUCAUCUUCCAGGUUGUGUGUCUGGUGGCCUUCUGUGCCCUGUUUGCAGACUACUUGAUCACUUGCGCGCGGAAACCCGAAGCCCGGCAGCGGAUGACGAAACGCAUGCAGACGUUCGUUGCGUUUCUGUUCCUCUCCUCGCUCCUGAUUCUCGUUCGCUGCUCGUACCGCAUCGAGGAGUUGAAAGAGGGCUACUUCAGCGAGAUGUUCCGCAACGAACCGCUGUUUAUCGGUCUCGAGUCCUCGUAUGUUGCCGCCCGUGAGCUUGGGUAG
Molecule: messenger RNA, 810 nt
Organism: Colletotrichum higginsianum IMI 349063
Lineage: Eukaryota; Fungi; Ascomycota; Sordariomycetes; Glomerellales; Glomerellaceae
Product: Parasitic phase-specific protein PSP-1
Exons: 3
Coding region: 1-810 (269 amino acids)
Cellular component (GO): plasma membrane; fungal-type vacuole
Source: RefSeq, a predicted model, not a curated record